AUGACGUCAUACAUUGACGUGAACGCCACCGUCCUCGACUACGACGGAGACUUUCCACUUCUGAUGCCACGAUGGGGGUACGUGGCUUCGGCGUUUGUGCUCUUCCUCAUCGGCUUUUUCGGCUUCUUCCUCAACCUCAUGGUCAUCCUCUUGAUGUUCAAGGAUAGACAGCUGUGGACGCCGCUCAACGUAAUCCUGUUCAACCUGGUCUGCUCGGACUUCUCGGUGUCGGUGCUGGGCAACCCACUGACGCUCAUCUCGGCAUUAUUCCACCGAUGGGUCUUCGGCAGAACCAUGUGCGUGCUGUACGGGUUCUUCAUGGCUUUGUUAGGUAUAACCUCCAUCACAACGCUCACGGUGAUCUCCUUCGAGCGGUACCUGAUGGUGACUCGGCCGCUGUCAGCGCGUCACCUCACCGGCCGUGGUGCGGCGUGUGCGGUGCUGUUCAUCUGGUGCUACUCGCUGGCGCUGACCACGCCGCCGCUGCUGGGCUGGGGGAACUACGUCAAUGAGGCUGCUAAUAUCAGUUGCUCAGUGAAUUGGCACGAGCAGUCCAGGAACACACUCACCUACAUCCUGUUCCUGUUCGCGAUGGGUCAGAUCGUGCCGCUCUCCGUAAUCACCUUCAGCUACGUCAACAUCAUCAGGACAAUGAAACGGAACUCGCAGCGGCUGGGGCGCGUGAGCCGAGCGGAAGCGCGCGCGACCGCCAUGGUUUUCAUCAUGAUAAUCUCGUUCACCGUCGCCUGGACGCCCUACUCCAUAUUCGCGCUGAUGGAGCAGUUCGCCACCGAGGGCAUCGUGUCCCCUGGAGCAGGAGUCAUCCCGGCACUGGUGGCCAAAAGUUCCAUCUGCUACGAUCCUCUCAUUUACGUUGGAAUGAACACGCAGUUUCGUCAAUCAAUCAAGCGCGUUUUUGGAAUUCACUCGAAGCGAACAACCUCACAAACGGAUAAGAACUACAACAAUACCAUCCUAUCCCCCGCCCACAAACUAUCAGCCUACAACGAUAUCACUGUACGGUACAAUUCCUCCGAAACAAUAGUGUCCAGCACACCUAUAUCCCAAAGGGAAAGAAGCGCCGUACGCAUCGAAGCUCAGUACGAUAUGAUCAACGAAGGCAAAGCCAAAGCCAACCUAAGCACCAUCCAAGAGAGCAAAGGUACGUCGGAAAAUGAGAAAUCGAGUAUACUUGACAGAGAAGAAGAGAAGAGUACUCUAGAAGAUGUGUUUGGAGAAUCCUGUCAAUUGAAAGAAGGUUCGACGAGUUCAGCUUUACUAGAACCAGAGAAGAUUGAAAAAGAUAAGAAGCAAAGUACAGUCGUUGAUGUGACACAUAAACAAAAAAUUAAGGUCAUCCAACACAGCUACUCUCUAGAUUUGGCCGACCCGCCAAGGGAGAAGAAAAGGAAGUACUCGGUCGAAACAAAACUAGACGCGUUUAAUUCCAAAAAUUUCUUGAAAGACAACGUGACGAAUAAGAUAUUCCAUUCGGAUUUCAUACAGAAAGAUAAAUGCAGAAGCUACUUAUGUGACUUUUCGAAUGAGGACGACGCUGAUUCUUAGUAUUUCCAAACCGUAGGUAACUUUGUUCACUUGUAUGUACUCC
Messenger RNA from Aricia agestis (brown argus), 1609 nucleotides. Its product is annotated as parapinopsin-like. The record is from RefSeq and is a predicted model, not a curated record. Gene Ontology annotation, cellular component: membrane; photoreceptor outer segment. Lineage: Eukaryota; Metazoa; Arthropoda; Insecta; Lepidoptera; Lycaenidae. Bases 1 to 1566 code for a protein of 521 amino acids. Gene Ontology annotation, biological process: G protein-coupled receptor signaling pathway. The transcript is spliced from 7 exons. Gene Ontology annotation, molecular function: G protein-coupled receptor activity.